Molecule: messenger RNA, 624 nt
Organism: Kluyveromyces lactis
Lineage: Eukaryota; Fungi; Ascomycota; Saccharomycetes; Saccharomycetales; Saccharomycetaceae
Exons: 1
Coding region: 1-624 (207 amino acids)
Source: RefSeq, a predicted model, not a curated record
AUGAGAACCAGAGUGGAGGAGAGCUGGCUCACUUCUUUUUUUUUUUUGCUUGAUUUGCCUAUAGAAAAGGAACCGGCUAUUCGGGUCCAACAGGGCCACUUGAUGGCACGGCUCUGGGGAAGUUCCUUUUUUUUGUUACGAAAACAUAGUAGAAAUACAAUACUAAUCGGCCGUCUGAUCCUCUUCAUUCCGUUAAAAUUUGUAAUGGGAUUAUCUCUAUCUUGGAUAUCUAUGUGGCAUCUUUUGAUUUUUGUGUGUAUCUCGAAGGCACCUUUAGAGACGAUAGAAAAUCAUCUGCGUGACUUAACGUCUGAGAAAAUGUGCAGGCAUAAAGUGACACAAAAAUGCGAAUUGACAUAUCUAAAAAAAAUUUCUGAAGUUAAAAAUAAUACAAGCUUAAUGUUGGGGUUUUUGUGGCAAAUCGGUUUCCUAAUUAGGAAAAGAAUCCGUGAACGAGCCUCGAGUGAAGAGUUAGCUUUUGCUAACAGUUCGAUAUGUACGCGUGAUUCUCAAGCAACAUUUCUCUUGAUUUUCAAUAACGAUCUCGGCUCUUCCGGACAGGUAUGUCCUAUGCAUAAACGUUUCCUUUUCUUUCUCCGAUUACUAGUGCUGUCACAUAAAUAA